Molecule: messenger RNA, 11725 nt
Organism: Gambusia affinis (western mosquitofish)
Lineage: Eukaryota; Metazoa; Chordata; Actinopteri; Cyprinodontiformes; Poeciliidae
Gene: lrrc7
Product: leucine rich repeat containing 7
Exons: 33
Coding region: 2179-7107 (1642 amino acids)
Biological process (GO): neurotransmitter receptor transport postsynaptic membrane to endosome; neurotransmitter receptor transport, endosome to postsynaptic membrane
Cellular component (GO): adherens junction; postsynaptic density; postsynaptic membrane
Molecular function (GO): protein binding
Source: RefSeq, a predicted model, not a curated record
GCUGUGUGCAAUUUUAAAACUGCUGUUAGCUGAACCACUGCUCUGUAGUUUUAGGGUUAUUUACUGUAUUUCAUUUAAUGUAUACAAUAUAAGUAGAUUUUCUCUCUUGUUUGAAUAAAUACAGAGAAAUUGACUUUGUCUUUUGUGAAGUCAACCAGCUGGACUUGACGUGUCAUAGAGCCUUUAUUUGUUUAAGCAAACAAAUAAACGCUAUAAUGACAUAACUGGGGGUGGGGGGAAAGGAUUAAUCUUUAAUAUAUUUCUGAAUUUCUAAGAUCUUAUUGGAUACGCUGAUCUGUGGAAGCUAUAAACUGGAGGGGUGCUGCACGGAUUUUGUAUUGUGCUUUAACAGGGACAAAAUUAAGAUAACAGAAGUACCUGGAGGCUAUGCUUUAGUGGAAACCAAUGGUGUGCCAGUACCCGACUGGCAGCUCCACCAGUUGCAGCUGCCCACACAACCUAACUGAAAAGCCUGUUUCCUUAUAGUUUAACCAACCGCCUCUGAAUCUGGAGUGCACCCAUGUUCGAAUGUCUAUUUUUUACAUCAAUUUUAACGCUGAAAGCUUUACAAUAUAUAAUUACACAUGAAUUAAAACAAUUUUUUUAAGGUUUUAAGAUCUCCUUUUGAAACUGCUACUACACAGGGAAACUUUUAGUUUCCCUCUGUAAAAAUAAUGUAUUUUGUUGGGAUUGUCAUUGACAACAAAAACACAAAAUAGUGCAUAUCUGUAAAGGAAAUUGACAUUUAAUUAAAAAGUUUCUACAAAGCUGUAGCAUUCAACUCCUUUUAAUUGAAAUAGGGCUGAAAUGAUUAAAUGGAUGAAUCUGUGAUGAAUCGAUUAAUAACCGUCAACUCAUUUAUUUUCAAUUAAAUUAAGUAUACACCCUCACAAAAGGAUGAUUCAUUGAACAAAAAACAAUAUAUUCAAGGAAGUAAUUUGCAUUUAAUUAAGAAAAAAACUGAAUUUUGACUUACUUUCUGAGAUCAAAAGUCAGAAUUUUGAGGGGCAAAAAAUCGAUUUUUUUUUCUAAUCUUUUUUUUUAACUUUAUUUCAAACAAAUAGCAUUAACAUACAUAGUGAAUCUUCAAUGACAAAUAUCACAAUAUUAUAAUAAAAAUAAAGAAUAUCCACAGACAUUGAUGUUAAGGUCUUACAAUCUUCAAAGUAGAAUAAAUAAAGCGAAAAACAAAAGUUGAAUAAAUAUACACAUAAAUUGGUCAAAUAAAACAAUGUGUACAUUUUCUCCUGUACUAUUUUCUUAACAUAAAAGGGUCAACAAUACAUUCAAAUACAUAUAAUAAAUGGUCUGUUACAGCAAAAGAAAAAUAAGCUAAAAAAUGUAACAGAGGCUCUAAUCCUCUUCUGUGGAUAAAAAUAAUAUUUUGGAACAUAUGCGGCAGGUUUAAAUCUGCCCUAAUUUCAUCAGUUUAAAACAACCAAAUAAAUAAAAAUGGUAAGCUUCUCAAGCAAAAACAAAACAAAAAUAACAUGGCAACUGCCUUUUGGUUAAACUUAUACUCAUAAUUCUUACACCUGCCCGUAUUGUGACCAGCUACUUUCUCUCUUUUUGUUCCUUUGUGUCUCUCGCGUAAAGUCAAAACCAGCGAACAAUUAAAGAGCACAAACUUGUGCGCAAGCGCAAAACGCGCGUACUCGCGAGUCCUGGUUCCAUCUUCAGCCAUCUCUUCGCAAUGCCUCGCUCUCUUCUCCUUCUCCUCUCUCCACGGAGGACAGAUGGGAGGAGACGCUUCUGCUGAACGUGUUGGGUCUGAUUUUUGAUUCCUGCAGCGGAGAAAACGCCACUGCUUUCCGUCGGUCGCAGGUCCGAUCAUUCACAUCCUCACGCCGCAGGUCUCUCUCUUUCUGCGGGGUGUGCCCGCAUCUUUCUUCUUCUUCUUCUUGUUCUUCUUGUUCUUCUUCUUCUUCUGCUGCUCUUUUGGACCGAGGACAUCUAGUAACUAACUGGAGGCACCGCGCUGUCUUUGUGUGAAAGCUGCUGAAGUGGAUUUAAAUCUUCCUAAAAAUGAGCGUGGGACCAGAUGCGCUCGUCUCAUCCGUUCUCUGUCCCGGUUUCGGACCGGUUCGACUGAUCCCCGUUCGGUGCUGCAGAAUCCACAGGGACCAAUAAAUAAAGAGAUUUUCCUAAGAACCGGAUUCACCAGCAGCAUCCUGCCAGAUGGAUAACUACUCCGCGUUACCACUGCAGUGUCUGGAGAUGACCACCAAACGGAAGCUGAUUGGCCGGCUGGUGCCGUGCCGCUGUUUCCGUGGUGAAGAGGAGGUGAUCUCAGUGCUGGACUACUCUCACUGCAGCCUUCAGCAGGUCCCAAAGGAAAUAUUCAGUUUCGAGAGAACCUUAGAGGAACUCUACCUGGACGCCAACCAGAUCGAAGAACUACCCAAGCAACUCUUCCAGUGCCAGGCCCUAAAGAAGCUGAGUUUGCCCGACAACGACCUUUCCAACCUUCCCACCACCAUCGCCAGCCUGGUUAACCUCAAAGAGUUAGACAUUAGUAAAAACGGAAUCCAGGAGUUUCCAGAUAAUAUAAAAUGCUGUAAAGGCCUGUCUGUGGUAGAAGCCAGUGUCAACCCCAUUACCAAACUCCCAGAUGGUUUCACGCAGCUCCUGAAUCUGACCCAGCUCUUCUUGAAUGAUGCCUUCCUGGAGUAUCUGCCCGCUAACUUUGGCAGGCUCUCCAAAUUACGGAUUCUGGAGCUGAGAGAGAACCACCUGAAAACCAUGCCAAAGUCCAUCCACAGACUGACACAGCUGGAGAGGCUGGAUCUGGGGAGCAACGAAUUCUCCGAAAUGCCAGAGGUGUUGGAACAGAUGCACAGCCUUAAGGAGCUGUGGCUGGAUAACAACUCUCUACAGUCUAUACCUGGGUCUAUAGGGAAGCUUCGCCAGUUGCGGUACUUGGAUUUGGCCAAGAAUCGCAUUGAGACGUUGGAUAGUGACGUCUCAGGCUGUGAGGCCUUAGAAGAUCUGCUGCUGUCCUCCAACAUGCUGCAGCACCUGCCGGACUCUAUAGGAAUGCUGAAGAAGCUGACCACUCUAAAGGUAGAUGACAACCAGCUGACCUCACUGCCUCACACCAUUGGGAGUCCGAAGCCAAAGCAAGGCCUAUCUCUGUUGGAAGAGUUGGACUGCAGCUGUAAUGAGUUGGAGUCGUUGCCUCCCACCGUCGGCUACCUGCACAGCUUGAGAACUUUUGCUGCAGAUGAGAACUUCCUCACACAGCUGCCGCGGGAGAUCGGUAACUGCAAGAACGUGACGGUGAUGUCACUUCGGUCCAACAAGCUGGAGUUUCUGCCUGAUGAAAUCGGACAGAUGACCAAACUGCGCGUGCUCAACCUUAGCGACAACAGGUUAAAGAAUCUACCGUUUACCUUCACCAAGCUGAAGGAUCUGGCAGCUCUGUGGCUCUCAGACAAUCAGUCCAAAGCUUUGAUCCCGCUGCAGACGGAAGCCCAUCCUGAAACCAAACAGAAAGUUUUGACCAACUACAUGUUUCCACAACAGCCCAGGCAUGAUGAAGAUUACCAGUCGGAUAGUGACAGCUUUAAUCCUACUCUGUGGGAAGAGCAAAGACAGCAGAGGAUGACUGUGGCCUUUGACUUUGAGGACAAGAAGGACGAGGAAGACAACUCUGGGAAGGUCAAGGUGGAGAUAAACUUGAAGCGCUACCCAACGCCGUACCCUGAGGAUCUGAAGAACAUGGUCAAAUCAGUGCAGAGUCUUGUGGGUAAAAGCAUGCAUCCAGGACAUGGGCACCAGCACCAGCUGAGCUCAGGCACUGCCACCUCCGCAGGAACCAACAUGGAGCAUGCACACCUCAGCAAAGAGCAGUACGAGCCUCCGUGGCCCCUGCCCCCAAAAGAGUUGAUGCAGGUGUUUGAUUCAUUUGACGGACGAAAUGAAAAUGUUUGCCAGGUGACCGACAGAGAGAUGCAGGACUUCUCUCAGUCUCAGCGAAUGGAUCAAGGAUCAAUGCAUAAUUCUGGCAUCGACAUUCCCAAGAGGAAGGACAAAGAGGACUUGACAGAAAGUUCGGAGGACUCGAUGGGCGGCUCUCCUAAUGACAUCCGCAUCUCCGACAUGAGGCCAACGCUGGUGGAGACACCAAUGUACAAACCAAAGGUGGUGCUGCUGGGGAAGGAUAAGAAAGAGUCGACAGACGAGGAGGUGGAUAAACUCCACUGUCUGAACCACAGCGGUUCCUCGGCCACCUACUCUGACUACUCACCCUCACAGGGCUCCUCGGGCUCCUCCAAUCCAUCCGCCAACACACACUCACACUCACACCCACACACACACACUCAUGCGCACGCACACACCCCUGCCCUGCCCGCCCCCAGUAAGGACCAGGCCCCUCAAACACACUGGACCAACAGACUUGCACAGUCAUUCCCAAAGCCUAUUGACUCCAAGCCCCUGCUGUCUCAGAGAGAAACCCCUCCAUCGGGAACGCUGCAGCAACGGGGAGAUCGGCGUCCACUCAGCGAGCCUUUUGAUUGGUCGGAGGCUCAGCACUAUGACAACACGGGUUUUGACGCUGAGGAGUCGCCGAUGGACCCGAUGUCCUCUAAUACAAGUCAGGGUAAUCCGCCUCUGGGCUCCAAACCCCGCAGCCAGUCGGCUCAUGGCCGCCGGCCCCUCCUCAGGCAAGAUCGAAUCGUAGGAGUCCCCUUGGAGCUGGAUACCCAGACACUCCCCUACCACGGUAACCAGCGCUCCACCCCGGAUAACGACCCACAAUCUUCUUCCCAAAACCCCUGGCAGAAUUGGACUAGGACGCCCAGCCCAUUGGAGGACAGGACUGCUUUCCCCUCAAAGCUGGACCUGACGCCAACCUCAAGCCCCAAUCCUGACCGCAAGGACAUGGAUUCAAGGCUGCAGCAGGGUCCCGGAUCAUGGCCCUAUCACAACAGCCAGGGGGAGCAGAUCAGGAAGGAUCAGCUCACCGUCAGCGGGGGAAACAAGGUCACAGUGGUGAUGAGUAAAAGCUCCGACCGACUUUCCCCCAUGAUGAAGGAGACCAGAUCCAAGUUUAAGAAGUCCCAGAGCAUUGAUGAGAUGGACAUUGGCUCCUAUAAAGUCUACAGUAUUCCUGUGGAAAGCUACAGUGCAUCCAUUGAGCAGCAGACCAGUUUGGACCGCCCAGAGUUCCCCGGUUCCAUGGAGCAGACCAGCAUGUCGCGGUCCCAGUCGGCCCCCAUGUUAGAUGAUGAGCUGGGCUUCCUAGGACACGGCGGCGGCAAUCAGUCUGGACAAAAUCAAAAACCUGCCAUUCCUCACAAGGCCUAUCAUUUUGACCAGAACUACAACCCCCAGGUGACCAUAGAUCGCAGGAUCCCUCCUCCAUUCCCCAACACACCAGAUUAUGUAAACCACUCCUCAAAGGCCAUGGAUUACUUGAGUCAACCGGGAAAGACGCUACCCAAAGAGCUUGUGAGUCCUCGGUACCGCGCGUAUCCACCGCUGGAGAUGUUUUCAUUCCCCCAAGCCCCAAUCAACCAGGACGGCUCGUCCAGCCAGCAGCAGCAAACUAUCUCAACUCAGCGCUCCAGGCCAGGCUUUCUGAGGAGAGCCGACUCUCUGGUGAGCUCUACUGAGCUUGCCUUGUUUCGCAGAGUUCAUGAAGCCCAGCAGGAGGCGCUACAGGAAGCUCAGUACAAGCAUCAGACUGACCCGCCUCAUUACAGUCGGGCUCUUGUCUACUCGUCCCCCAUGGAGCAUUCUGCCCUCUCCAACAUGUCUGACAACCAAAAUCAGAUGAUGCACAACAAGAGAAAUGGUCGCUACGACGACGACUACACCACUUACCAGGAGCAGAAGAAGCCCAUGAUUGGUUACCCGACCAAAAGUCUGACUCAGCGUCGCCCCCUGUCUGCUAGGAGCUACAGCACUGAAACGUACGGCGCAUCUCAGGCCCGGCCCGUGUCGGCUCGCCCCACCAUGGCCGCCCUGCUGGAGAAGAUGCCGCCCGACUACACCCUGGCCACCUGCCCCGAGAAACCGUCUGAGGACACCAUCAAAGUGAGACCCGUCGUCCCGCAGAAACCCGAGGACAUCACCUCCAAGAUGCCCACCGACUGGAGGCAGCAACUCCUCAGGCACAUCGAGGCCAAGCGGUUGGACCGGAGUGGUGUCCUAAAGCACAACACGCUCACCCUGGGCAUGCUCUAUCAGGGCGGGGGUCACGGCCAGGGGCGCAGCACCACUUUGAACUUUAACCUUUACAAUAACACUAGGCAUGAGCCCCCUGCUGGCCGCUGGCUGCCACUACCUCCGCCUCCGUCCGCCAUCACUACACCGUCUCAGCAGGCUGCAAUGCUGGAUAAUGACCAGGAGGGGGUGACAGGGAGCAACCAGUGGGCUCCCUACUCACUCGGUCGAAGAGACGUUCCGCCUGAGAACCUCAUGAAAAAGGGCGGACAUUCACACAACCCCUCCCAUCAGUCGCACAACACCAUGAUCUCCACCUCCUCGUCCUCGGCCACGGCGCCGCACCGCGUCGUCGGGCAGCAGGUUUAUGACGGGAUGAUGAACAAGGGGGGCCAAUACCAGCAGGGAAUGUCGCUGUCCGUGGUACCAGCAGGUGGUCCGGGCCAGUACCAAGGCAACGUCUCACAGGGCCUUACCUCCCCUGGCCAGGCGUACCCCAGUGGCGGCCUCCCCAUGACGCUGUCAUCAUCUGGAAACCAAUCUCAGUACAACCCCCACACCUCCCAUCAGCCGGCUACCAAUCCGCAGUACCACGUGAAUCAAGGCAUGACCCACAGCAACCAGGCCGUCAUGGCGACCCACACCAACCCCAGGCCUCAGAGCGCUCGCUGCCUGCUGCAGACUAAAGGCCAGAAAAGCACGGAUGGUUUCCAAGAGCAGCUGUGUGUGAGGAUAGAGAAGAACCCCGGCCUCGGCUUCAGUAUCUCUGGCGGCAUCAGCGGCCAGGGGAACCCCUUCAAACCCUCCGACAUGGGUAUCUUUGUUACUAGGGUACAGCAUGACGGGCCCGCCGCCUCCUCACUGAAGCCCGGAGACAAGAUACUGCAGCAUGACUGUGUAGCUCCUCCUCUUCUCUCUCUUUUCCCCCAACAGUGAUGUGUUACUGAGAUAAUGAUGGCAGUGACCCUCCAUCCUCCCACAAAACACUCACACAUUGACAUGUGUAUGGAAAAUCUGCAGAACACAUACCUCUAUACACAUGCGCACACACACACAUUGCUGUUGACUGUGCUGCGUGUUUGCCUUGCAGGCUAACGGACAUAGUUUUUUACACAUGGAGCACGAGACAGCCGUCUCUCUGCUGAAGAGUUUCCCUCGGACCGUGCACUUGGUGGUUCUGAGAGACGGCAACACGCCAUAGAAAUAGUUUUAUAACAAACAAACCCACUUCCCAUCUCUACUCAUCUCCAUCCAACUCUACCCCACCUGCCCUCUGCUGGUGGCUUGUGGAACUGACAUAUGAGCCUUCUUUUUUUUCCUUCUUCUUCUUCUUCUUCUUGUUUUUUGUAACCUUUUUAAAGGAACAUACAGACAUCUAUUUGCCUAUUGCUGGACCAAAGGCGAAUACUAGUGCCAAAAGUACCAUGGGAAACAUCUCUUCUCUUCUGUCUACCAGAGGUCAGCGACCUGAUUGACGGACGGAUGGACGGACGGACGGACCAUGAAAGGAUGCAACACUUUUCAGUUCCUUCAGGGCUGCUGCAGUUUGGAUAUUGUGGUUGUUUUCAAAUGAGGCAGUUUUUCCAUCAGCCAGUCAAAUUUUAGUUAUCUUUUAUUGGAGGACUUUUUUAUUUUAUUUUAUUUAUUUAUUUAUUUAUUUUGCUUUUCUUCACUUAACUCCAGUAUGUAACUUUUUUUUUUUUUUUUACAUAUUUAUUGAAACUGUCACUAUUUCACUAUUUAUCUGUUUUGUUUGGUAAUAAAACAGAUAAACUGGGGGGAAUAAAAUAACCUCUGCCUAUGCUUACUAGAAACAACCAAUCAGAGAGCCAGGAGUCGGAUCUUAGUGCUGUCAAUCACUCUGAGAUGGGCAAACAACCCAAAUGUUAAACUCUAGUGAAACCAGCACUACUUCAACAUAGUAGCCAUCAACUAAGAGUAAAAAAGUAUUGGGUAAAAAGUCUAUUAAAGCACUGAGUAACUGAUCAAAUGAUCAAUUAUUUCAUAUUUUAAAAUGACAUAAUCAGAAGGAACAAAAUAUAAAGUUAAGUAGAAAUUUUGCUAAUUUAAGGACAAAAUUACAAAAAUUUAUGCAAGUAAUAAAAAAUUAAAUUAAAGGCAAAAUAAAAAUUUUUACAAACUUCUGAAACUUUAACAAAAACUGCAUGUGUAUGUCUUUGGUGAUUUAUUUUAUCAAAACAUGUUUGGUUUUCAUUCAGUGGGUAGAAAAUCCAAAAGAUUUUCUCAAGUAAGCGCAGUGAUACUUUGUAAUAAGUACAAUGUCUGAAGCUACCUUUUUUACUCAAGUGUAACUGGUUACUAUCCAACUCUGAUCACCCUCCAUCUGAUUGGCAGUGCUACCAUAGAGCAAGCUGCAGCUAAAGCUAGUUAGCAUGGCAGAUAAAUGUUUUACCUGUAACGGCAAGUUGUUUCUCCACCAUUACCACAUUUAGCAGCAUGAUCAUGAGGAUGAUUGACAGCGCUAAGACCUGCCUCCUGGUUCUGAUUGGUUAUUUUAGGUUGGGAGCGCCACAUUUCUUCAGACAGCAAGUAGAGCUCCUGAAGAUCAAUUUUCUUUCACAGAUUAUCUCUUUCAUAACUAACUCAAAAAUGGUGGCAAUUUUAACAGAUAUUUGAAUUUUUUUUAAAUUAAAGUUACAAACUGCAGCUUUUAAUGAAUUUGUAGCAUCUUGUUCAUUGCCCUGUCAGUAGAUCUGUUUUUUAUAAAGCUUCUUUCUUAAGCUUCACCCAUCAUUCACAUUUAUUUACUUUAUUAUUUUGGGGUUUUUUUGUCUUUAACUUUUUUGCCUCCAGUGUACAGAUAACAUUCUGCCUUUUUGUACAUAUAUGAAGAUUUGGCUUUCCUGAGCUGCACUCUCAGUUGGGCCCAGACUGAAAGCUCUAAAGGUUUAUGAUUAAUAUAACUGUUAAUAAACUAUAUUCAGAUUUUUUAUUAUUAUUAUUAUUUCCUGCAAUUUUACAGGAGUCAUUUCUCUGAAUGGAUUUUAGUUUUUUUCUAAAGUACUCCACAGUUUUACCUGUAAAGAAAACCCUUUUCAUAGAACAUCAUUGCUGAUAGUUUUUAGGUUAGAAAAGUUUAGCUUGCACAGCUGUGUUGAAAAUAACCUAAGCAAUAUUUCUGCAGCUAUUUGCAGCUGAGCCAACCUUGUCCUCUAGUGCCAUCUACUGUACAAGUCAUGCUAAUGUUUACACCCACACUGCCAUUCACUUGAACUAAUAGGGAUACACAAAAAGAGCCCUGUGCCCCCGUGUUCCCACACUCCAUUUGCACCCCUGUGCACUGCUGCAUUAUGGCGCCCAAUUUGUAUCACAGAAAACUAAUUCCUACUCCUUGAUUUAUCACCAGUGAUAACAACUGUGCCAUUGUUUGAAAGUCCAGUCUUCUUUUUUUCAAACGUUUGACUUGUACAAUAGCCAGGUUUUUUCUCCAUGUAAAUCAGACUUGAAAGACCAGACAUGUGAAGACGCUGAUGCUUUUCCAUAGAACUGUUUGGCUUACUCUGGUUCAAAAUGUCAGAUUUGCUUUGUCAUGGCUUGGAUGAGACUUGAACUGAAAUCUGGUGUCAUUGCUCAACAGUGAUGUACUAAUGGGAAAAAUUGGUACAGAUUAAUGAUCUAUACGGAAGAGCACUAUUACCACUAAAAAAAGAAUCUUAAUUCAAUAUCAAAAUUCUGGCUUUAAUCGCAGAAUUUGAACUAUUUUUCUCAGAAUUCAGAUUUUAAAUUCAACUUAAUCUUUUGAGAUCACAAGUUAAAAUUCUGGUGGUGGAAAAAGUCAGAAAGAAAAUGGUCAGAACUCUUGAGAAAAAAAGUUGCAAUUCUCUUUCUUUUUUCCUUUAAUUUUCUUCCGUAGAUGUAUGUCUCAAAGCGUUUGUUGUUGCAGUGCCUUGAAAAAAGUAUUCCUACCCUUUGAACUUUUCCACAUUUUAUGUUACAACCACAAGUUGCAUUGUAUUUUAAAAGGUUUUGAUACAAUGAACCAUGUUGUUUUCAACAUAGUAAAAAGUCACUGUUCACUCAAUGAAAACUCAAAAAAAAUUGAGAUCUACCAAUUUAGACAUCUAUAAACCAAUUUUUAUUAUUUUUUUUAUUGUUUUAGCUGCUCUUUUCAAAAUAGUUUACACUCAGUCUAACAGAAUGGAAAGUUUGAGGAGCCUUUUAAUUAUGUCUUUCCAUAGAUUAUUCUCUCCAGACUUUGAGUAGGCCACAUCUAAACAACUCCGUUAUUUCAAAAUUAUUCACUACUUUGGAAAAAAUGCGGUUGUGGUUGUAAUGGCAACAUGUGGACAAGUACACAUGUUGGAUACUUGCAAUGCACAGUAAACUUCAACUUUCCCUGAAAUAUUUGUAGCCUGAAGUGGGAAAAUUAAGUUUAAUGGAAGUAAAAACAAAAACCAACAACUCAUAAUUCUGUUUUUGGAAUGUUUUUGGCCAAAGAUUGAUUGACAGAGUUGUAUUGAUAUGACAAAAGUAACAACUUUAAAAAAUAAAAAGUUUUAUUUUAUGUUUACAUUUUGUCAUAUGAUGGCAUCUUUCACUUUGCUGGUGCCCAUCAUGUGUCAGUCACGCUUUCAUACGGACACAACACGGCACAGUUUAAAUAUUGUGGUUGAGAGAUUGAACCCUAUUUAGAGUUUGAAAUAUCAGAAGUUAUUAUGAUGUGAACAGAGACAAAUGUUUGAUAAUAUAAUUAUUUUUUACUCUAUGUUUCAGGUAAUUCUUUCUAAAUAUAUUGAUAUACCUUAGCUUUGCUCAAAACUUGUGAUAUUUUGUAAAGACACUUGUAUCAAAGAUAUGGAUAGAAGUACGCACAGUGUGACUUGAAGACCUACACAAGUACUAUCCAAAACUUGUACAAAGAUGUAUUUCUACUGUAUUUGUGAAUUUGUGUUAUACAAAUGCAUAUUAUUAUAUAUAUGUAUAUGAAUAUAAAAAACACCAUUUUCUAUGUGUUUAGAUGAUAUAAGAGAUGAACAAAUGAGGAUGGUUUCACUGUAUAUAAACUGUGAAUGGAAUAUAAUUUAAAAUUACUCAUAUUGAUUGUGAAUGUACUCAUGCUUUCUGCAGUACUUAACACGUACCCAACUUGAAUGCUGCUUCUUCUACUGUAGUGUGACAAAAAUGUACUUUGACCUCCGAGGAGAGAAACCCUGUCAAGUUAUGAGUUGGACAAAUUUUAGCGACGAUCUUACGGAACUAUUUAUUCCUUUAUUUAUUUGCACAUGCAAGUUGAAAAUCCUUCCAGUUUUAAGUUUGAGUAUCAAUGCGAAGAAAUGCAAUUGCUGAAGUAUAUAUAUAUAAUAUAUAUCAUGUGUUUAGAAUGCAUUUUGCAGACACUACCUGUACAUACUAUUUAAGAUACAGUUUUUACAACAAAAAAAUAUAUGUAUAAAAUAGAAAAAAUGCGGUGCAGCAAUUAUACUGGAGCCAUUUUGGGCUCUGGGACGUACCAUUUUUUCAAUAUAUAAGAAGUGUUUUGAAUAAUGUACUAAAGUCUCUAUUGUACAAAUAAUAAAAAUGUCAAUAUUGGUAA